Molecule: messenger RNA, 762 nt
Organism: Pyricularia pennisetigena
Lineage: Eukaryota; Fungi; Ascomycota; Sordariomycetes; Magnaporthales; Pyriculariaceae
Exons: 4
Coding region: 1-762 (253 amino acids)
Cellular component (GO): cell wall
Molecular function (GO): manganese ion binding
Source: RefSeq, a predicted model, not a curated record
AUGUCAAGGCUAAGUCGACUUGAAGAUAACCCAAAAAGAAAGACCAGCCCCGAAAGAGAUCCGGUCCUGAAAUUGGCCCGCGGACCGGCAGGUGGAACAGCAGGGGAGAUGGGAUUUGGGACUCGCGUUUGCCUUUAUUUACUCGUGUUUGUUAACAAAUUCCAAAGCGCCGCGGACCGGUUUACUCUUCUCCCGGACGACUCUCAGUUUGUGUUCAACUUCAACCAAACCCAGCAAGGCGCCGGCGAUGGCGGCAUGCUUGUAGUCGCAAACCGCAAAACCUUUCCCGCCUUGGUCGGGACGGGUUCUGGGAUGGCCGUUGGUCGUGUGGGACCUUGUGGCCUCAACACCUUCCACACCCACCCCCGAUCGGCAGAGCUGCAACUGGUCGUGCAAGGACGUCUGGUUACUGAAAUGAUGCCCGAAAACGGAAUCGUGGACGGCGAAGGAAAGCCCCGCGUCAUUAAGAACGAGAUUGGAACUUACCAAAUGACGCCCUUUUAUCAAGGUUCGGUUCACACGCAGUUCAACCCUGAUUGUUCCGAUGCCGUCUUCGUAGCUGCUUUUUCCAGCGAGGAUCCCGGCGCCGGCCAGGUGGUCGAGCAGACGAUCGCGUUCACGGACGACCUGAUCGCCGCCGCGUUCGGGCAGUCGAUUUCUGGCGAAAACCUCGAGGCUGUGCGCAAGGCGAUUCCCACUAGCAUUGCUCUUGGGGUCGAAAGCUGCCUGGAAAGGUGCGGUAUUGAGAAGAAAUCGAUGUGA